AUGUUAUCCGGUAAAAGGAAACAGGGGCUCUCUGGCCUCCAGCGCCGCGUGCGACCUCGGAGGGAAGCGGAACCUGAAAUCGAUGAGCAUGUCAGCAGUGAGCCUGAAGAGAUGGAUGAGGACGGCGAUGAGCUGAGUGAAGGUGAUGAUGAUGAUGAGGUGGAUCGUGACAAGGAGGAAAAUGAGUCUGCCGGAUCACCGCCACCAAAGAAGUCCAAGAUCGACAUAUCAGCCGUCUCCUUUGGCGCCCUUGCCAAAGCACAAGCCUCCAUGCCCACGUCCAACAAACGGCGCAAGGGCGGCGCGGGAACGUCAGACUCGGAAUCGGAGUCAGACUCGGGCACAGAGGAGGUCGGCAGGAAACACAAGUACGGUGCCAACCUUGCCAAGCGCACGAGCAAGCACGCGCCUAUGGAGCAGUCGAGCAAGAAACCUGUCUCGCGGCGUCGCGAGGUCAUCGUCGUGCCCAAGAUGGAGGUGCGCGAUCCGCGCUUCGACCCCUUGAGCGGGCCCGUUGACGAGGCAAAGGCCCGCAAGGCGUACGCGUUCCUGGACGACUAUCGCAAGGACGAGAUGCGGGAGCUACGAGGGGAGAUGAAGAAGACCAAGGACGCUGGAAAGAAGGAGGAGAUGAAGCGUCUGCUGCUGUCGAUGGAGUCCAAGAUUAAGACGCGCGAGCGCAAGCAGCGCGAGGCCGACGUCAUUUCGGAGCACAAGCGCAAGGAGAAGGAGCUCGUGAAGCAGGGCAAGCAGCCGUUCUACCUCAAGAAGUCGGAGCAGAAGAAGAGGUUCCUGAUGGACCAGUUCGCCGGCAUGAAGAAGAAGCAGGUCGACCGGACGAUCGAGCGGAAGAGGAAGAAGGUUGUCGGUAGAGAGAGGAAGGAGCUCGACCAGCUGCAGCGGAGGCCGAGAGAAUGA
Molecule: messenger RNA, 918 nt
Organism: Colletotrichum higginsianum IMI 349063
Lineage: Eukaryota; Fungi; Ascomycota; Sordariomycetes; Glomerellales; Glomerellaceae
Product: rRNA processing protein
Exons: 2
Coding region: 1-918 (305 amino acids)
Biological process (GO): maturation of SSU-rRNA from tricistronic rRNA transcript (SSU-rRNA, 5.8S rRNA, LSU-rRNA)
Cellular component (GO): 90S preribosome; nucleolus
Source: RefSeq, a predicted model, not a curated record